AACUGGCUCAUCCAUACAAAUGCCUAGUUCACUGAACUUGGUUUUCACAAAAGGUAAAUGGACAUCUAAAUAUGUGUAUCGACGAUAGUGAAGGCUAAACAAGGAUUUAAUCUAAAAAUGCAAGUGAUUAAAGCCAUCACGUUAGGAUCUUGGGAAAAUUUAAAGAAUGAGCACAAAUUUCGGCCGGUGUCGUCUAAAAUUUCCAGUCAUAGGUAGAUGUCGCUAAAACGAUAUGCUCUAGUUACCGUAGUCAGUGUUCCAAGAUGGUGACACCGACUGAAUUAUCGUCACUAUGCCCGAACGCAAAUUGCUGAGUUUCAGCUGUAUUAACAUGGUGUUAGCGCUGGCUAUCAACACUUUUAGAGACAACGGUGACCAAACACGAAAUGUUUAACAUCCUUGGAGAGUUCAGGUUUCACAAGUAUAGGGCAGAACUGUUCUCACUUACUCGUAAACCGGACUUGCUACAACCAGGCUAACAUCACGAUGGGACCAAAAAUGCCUCAGAUCCUAUUCCUCUACUCCCCUUUGUUUUUUCGCAGUGUUAUCUUAUUUGUGUACCGCGUAUAUUUUUAUUGCUCACUUGUGUCAGAUUGCAUGUGAAUCUAAUAAAUCAGUAAAAACUAUCUAAACAAAAGCAGUUCUAGACAACUGUUUGUAUUUUACUAACAAAUAUAUCGUUAAUGAUACCUUCGUGAUCCGUAUGGUUUAUGUACUAUUUUUGUCCAGCUUCUUGAUAGUGUUCGGCAUUAUUAUGUAUACUAUUAACACUACUCAUCUGAUCCCUAUGAUUCAUGUAUUGUAGUGUAAUGUCGCCUACCACAGUUUGAUUGAUGACCAAAAAUUUCUGACUUUGAAAGAACCAUUACACAAUAUAUUCCUCAGAACGAGUCCUAUCAUUUCAUUAGCAUCUUCACCUUUAAAACUUGGAAAAUAGCCCGGGAAGUAUUCUCCGGAACAUAAGCAUGUUAAAUCACAUAACUGGUCCGAUUUUUAAAGUAAUAUCAUUCUCAAUCACAAUAAUAUACGAUGCCAUUGCUUCACCAUAUCCUGUCCCUACAUUCUUUUUAACGACAAGUCCGUAAUCUUCGCUAUGAUGAUUUAUAAAAUUUUCACUAAUGAUUAACUCGGAUUUGGUAUUAACCAAGGAAGAGGUUACUGUUGUAUUCGUAAAGGGGAUCCAAUUCUUACAUUGUCCGUGGGCGACUGAUUCUAGAUACUUAUUCUAAAACCGUGGUAAGGGUCAAUAUGAUAGACUUAAGUAGCAUUUUAUGUUGUCAACUUAUAUGUUAAUUUGCCCAGUCGUUCCCACUAGCUUAACAGACUUUUUGUCAGUGGAUUUUCAUGUCAAAUCUCAUUUAUUCUUGUCUCUUUAUUUCUUACUCAGCUCCUGUGGCAUGCGUUAGGCCGAGAUCUUGAAAAAUAAACAUAACGUUUGCAGUUAUGAACUUGCGUUUUAUCCAUCCAGAUAGUGAAGAAAGACUUGGUUUCGACCUGUCAGAAGAAGUGCCUGAACCCAAUGAGGACGGGGGUUGCGGUAGCUCUAUUCUACAGUUUUCGACUUCUGAUUCUUUCCAUUCUGUGGAGCAACAACGCCAACACCUUCCUGUUUUCACCAAAAGAAGUCAGUUCUUAUAUCUCCUUGAAAAUUCCAGGGUUUUAGUCGUUACUGGAGAGACUGGGAGCGGAAAGUCUACACAACUUCCUCAAUACGUCUAUGAAGCCGGUUGGUUGGACUCAAAAUCCAGUAAUUUUAAUCCAUUUGGAGUUACCAUGGCUGUGACACAGCCAAGGCGUGUAGCUGCAUUAAGUUUGGCUACACGUGUAGCUGAAGAGAAAAAUUGGCGAAUCGGUAAACAAGUUGGAUAUAUCAUACGUUUUGAAGAAUGUUGGACACCAAAUUCAACCGUCAUCUCAUAUCUUACCGAGGGUAUGAUGAUACAGGAACUGUUGCGUGAUCCGCUUCUCACUCGCUUCCGUGUAAUCAUGUUAGAUGAAGUUCAUGAAAGAUCUUUACAAACAGAUAUUUUGUUGGGUCUUAUUAAGAAAGUAUUACGUAAACGGCCAAUUGACUUGCGAGUUAUAAUCUCUUCUGCUACUUUAGAAGCUGAAAAAUUUAUAGAGUAUUUUUCAAAAAUGAAGAUACCUGAAGUUGAAACCGAAAAUCAAGGGCUAAAAUUAACUCCUGUUUCACAUUUAAAUGUGGAAGGACGUCAAUAUCCUGUGUCCAUAUUUUACUCACUUGAUCCCGUUCCUUGUUAUUUAUUUGCAGCUAAAGAGACUGUUUUUCGGAUACAUGAAACAAAACCAUUAGGUGGUGAUAUACUUGUCUUUGUCACAGGUCAGAAUGAAGUUUCCCAACUGGUUGGCAAUCUAAUUGAAGAAUACCGGAACCGCAAGGAGCGUUUCUUAAAUACUCAGCAACAAAGUUCCAAAACAAAGUUACCUACUAACUACCCACCUUUACGUUGCUUACAGCUUCAUGGUUCCCUUCCUCAACAUGAACAGCUUCGUAUUUUUGAACGACCAACUCGGUCUUGUCGUAAAGUUAUUGUGGCCACUAAUGUUGCGGAAGCGUCAGUUACAAUUCCUGGGAUUUCUUAUGUGAUUGAUUGUGGCUUUUCAAGAAUUCGAGCGUAUAAUCCUGUCAAUGGGCUUGAAGCUUUAGUUACUAUACCUACAUCUCAAGCUUCAGCACGUCAACGUGCUGGUCGAGCCGGACGUACAAGAACUGGACAGGCUUAUCGGCUUUAUACUGAAGAGGCAUACAAUAAACUCUUGCCACGUUUUACACUACCAGAAUCUUUACGUGUUGAUUUAUCUGGUGCCUUGUUACGUUUAAAAACGCUUGGUAUCGAUCGUUUAGCUCAGUUUGAUUGGCUCGAUCCACCACCUGCAUCACAUGUAGGUCAGUCUGCUGAACGACUUGUUGCUUUAGGUGCUCUCGAUGCUAGUUCUGGUCAUCUUACAAUUCCUCGUGGUUUAAAAUUAGCAGAAGUUUCUACAACGUGUGGUUUAGACCAACCUUCAACUGCAGCUGCAUUAUUAGGCGCUUGUGAUGAAGGAUGUUCUCAGGAGAUUGCUGCGAUUGUCUCUUUAAUGCAAAUUCAACGAAUAUUUACGGUUUCUGAUUAUAAACACACAAGUGAUCGUAUUCGUAGGCAGACGUUCGGUUGUCAGCAAGGUGAUCAUUUAACAGAGUUAAAUGCAUUUGUUGCUUAUGAGAACCAAUCAAAAUUAUUGUCAAAGUCGGAACUUCGAACCUGGUGUCGAGAAGUAGGUUUAAAUGAACGUGGGCUAGCUCAUGCAGUUAUACUACGUGAUCGAAUUGGCUCCAUGUUUCAUCGUUUAAAGUUGCCUUGGGUAAAAGCAGAGCCUGAAGGAAAUCCUAAUCCAGUACUAAGGGCGCUUGUUCGCGGAUUUUUUCAUCAAGUAACAAUUUGUCUCAUUGAACUUUUGUUUUUUAACCUUAUAUAAUUCUUUUUUAGGAUAGUGUUUAAUUUUUUUUAGAAAACCUCAGCCACUAGUACCAGUUUUCUGCAACCGUAAAGUUUAAAUUCAUGAUAUAUAUAUUUUCCUUUGUACGGAUGCUUUUCAUUACGGACUAGUGUUAGCUAAAAGAAAAAAACAGAUAUUUUGUUCUAACUGGCACUUCUAAGCAAAACUCACGCAUCCAUACUGGAUCGAACCAUGAAAAUUUAGGUUAUCCAAUGUUAACUAUCCCAUUCAUAAACAGUAAAUCGGAAUUCAAUAGUAUUCACUUCCAAAUCAAGUGAAUUCACACAUAUUGCUAGACAAAUAUCCAUUACCAUUGGUGGGUAGCUAACUAACUGUAUUAUUCUGAUAUGGUUUGCAGUAACUGCAAUUGUUGUAGUGACACUUCGAACCCAGAUACGGCAGUUUCCUCGACAUCCUCACAACUGGACAUGGUUGUUUCAAUUUAAAUUCAUUCAGUGAACAAUGAUUUUUUGUGAUAAGUGGAGAAAUUUAUUCUCCGUUUCAAAGCAUACUUUUAUGUAUCUUCUAUGACAAUCAAUUUGUUUGGUUAAAGUUACAUAUGUUCAAUUAUUUAAUUGUUUGUUUUCAUAAUUGUUGUUUAUCACGAAACUGCAUAUCCAAUGCUUGGAUGAAGUUUAUCUUUCUUUAGAAAAGAUAAUCUCAUGAAAUUAAACUUGAGUAUACAUAUAAAUGAAUUAUUGCAAUUAGUUCCCUCGAUAAACUUUUGUAGAGUAAUAACAACAAAUAUUGUGGGAUGAAUUGGAUGUAUUUCAUUAUUUCACGUGUACUAAAUCUUCCACAUACUAACUGAUUUUUAGAAAUAAAGAAAUGUUAGAUGUAUGUAAUACUAUGUGUGAAAUCCAUAAAGUCAUUUACUACACUGGUUUCAAAUAAUUACAAAUAAUUUUCAUAUUCGUGCAACCUCAAGUCAUCGAUGACAUGAAUAGACGAGAAAGGGAGCGAGACUAUGAUAUGAUUGAAUAUCAAAGUUAUGUAUAAAUUGUCAUGAUUACUAUGAGAAAAAUAAAAGUGAUAAUAAUUACCCAAAAAUAAAAUGUAUCUUACAAAAUUAAAUUUGUCAAAUAAUUCAUUUAUUAUUACAAAUCAGCGUAUAUAUAAAAUGAACUUUUUAUACAGUUCAUAAAUUUAGCGAUAUUCGAUAUAAGAAUUAUACUUUAUGUUCAAAUAUUGCAAUAUGUAGUGACCAGAAUAAUGCACAAUAAGCAGUAGAUUCUAAUCUAUUACCCAACUGGAAUAUACAUUGUGUGAUUUUGAUUUCUUAUGAACAACGAGAGGAACACUUGGAUAUAGACAUUCAUAGUCCUAACAUUGUAUAUAGAGUAAUCCAAAUAUCUUUUUGGUAUAUUUAAAUGAAAUGUGAUUAGUACUUCUGGACUAGUUAGAUAAGUAAUAUCAGCGAUGGAUACGAAGUAGCAGUGAAUCGAUGUUUGACCCUGAUUUAGUGUUUCUCAGGGGCACAAUAAUAAACAAUUCGAUUCCGACCCAGUGGUUUAAUGGCACUGUGCUUGUCUCAGCACUUGAAGAUCAUGACUGGUGCUGCGUUUUGGUUCGGCCACCCCUAACCUUCCAACCUACUCCUACACUAAAUAACUUCGCCUAUCGAGUUAGGUGAUGGUUAAGCAUAUGUAACACGUAUUCCGACCACUUCAGUUGAUCACCGUUCAUUACCUUGUCAACUGACUUGCCAUCUUCACCUAGUACCCUACCCCUAACCUCGGCGUUGCUGAGUCGUUGGUCCUAAAAUACGCGAGCGAUGUGUUGGAGGAUUCUUAUGAUUGAAUACUAGUAACCUACGAAUAUCCUCUACUAUUAAUGGUCAUAUUUAUGAGUGAUGAAGUAGAAUAGCGGACUGCUGCGCAGUAAACUCAUCCUUCGAAUGACAGACGGGUAUUUUACCUACAUCACAAGUUGGCAAAAUCAGUUGAGCUUUUUGAAUCCUUGACCGGGAUUCCGCCGAACAUUAGACCACGAGGACUGAUGAAAAUUCCAAAGCAAAUUAAGUGGCCAGCACACUUAACCACUUCACUUCCUGUCAUUAAUUUAGUUGCUGACUCAGGCUUGUCUCUAGGUAGCAUUUCGCAUUUGGAGGGAUACAAUCGCAUUUCAAACAUGCUUAUAUUUCUGCUUAGGGCGGUAAGAAGACUGAGUUUUGUUAGCCUCUUGACCAAAUGGUGCUAUGUUAUCUACGUAUUUUAAGUCAAUAAGGAAGUCUCCUGAUAAAAUAUCGACCCAUCUUAAGCCAGAUAAUGAGAUUGUUAUCUCUAAAAGAAUGUCUGUGAAAAAUUUAAAUAAAAACUAGAAAAUUGGAUAGUCUUGAUAAACACCACUUGAAGUUAUCACCUCUAACUUAACCAUUAAUAUUCGAAUAGAAAGCCUGAAAAAGGCUGAUGUACUAUAAAGAAUUUGAAAGAAGAAUUCGAUAUCUACUCAACUCUUUCUAGUUCCCAGUUGUUCUGUAGUUAAUAUCAACUUUUCGCACCGAUCAUCUUUUAAAGGAACAAAUCUCUAUAGAUCACACAAGUGUAUAUAUUGAUGAAAUGUGUAUGAGGUUCAAUUCUGUGAUGUAUGUGAAUGAUAGCCUGUUAAAUGUCAUUUUAGUUAGUGUAUUUGUUUCAUGUAGUUUAUUUAUUUAUUUGUUUUUUUUUACAUUCUAUUAACAAAAGGCUGCUCGUCUUGCUUCAUCUGGUUCACAUUAUUUAACUGUAAGAGGAGAUCAUCAAUUACGCUUACAUCCUAACUGUAUUUUAUACUCGUCUACAACACGGUGGCCUGCUUAUAUCUUAUUUACAAAUGUAUUUCUCACACCUAAUUUAGAUUAUAAUAAUGAUACUAAAUCAAAUAAUAAUAAUAAGAAUGACCUGUCAAGUACUUGUAUCAGUGGUGUCAGUGUUAUACAACCAGAUUGGUUGCUGGAAUUAGCUCCACAUUAUUAUCAAUUCGGUACAGAUAGAGAACAUUUAGAACAUUCUUUAGGAAUAAAAAAAUGAUGUAUAUAUAUUGGUCAAACCAACUAGUUAUAUAUAUAUAUAUAUAUAUAUAUAUAUAUAUAUAGAAUUUCCUUAUGUAUAGUAAAAUGUAAUCUUCAUAUUUGAAGGAAGCAAUCAGUUUUUGUUUAAAUUACAAGUGGUCGAUGGUUAUUAACAUUUAUGUAAAUAUAUUUGGCUGCAUUUCUUUGUUUUCUACCAAAUUAUUCUGUACAAAUCCAAUCUUGAGAUGUUUUGUAUUAAAUAAAUCUUCAACGGUUUGGUAUGAUUUCAUUAUCUUCCAUUUGGGCUAGAUUUAUUCGGCAUGCGUAGACGUAAAUAUAUGUUUGUGUAUUCAA
This is a messenger RNA of Schistosoma bovis, 6841 nucleotides long. The record is from the annotation of a GenBank genome assembly. Lineage: Eukaryota; Metazoa; Platyhelminthes; Trematoda; Strigeidida; Schistosomatidae.